AUGGAUGAUCUACCCAUGUUUAUGAUAUUAAAAGCAUCAGAUCUCAUUUGUUUACCUCCUUUCUCAUUUGAUUUUCUCUUUGUUUUUUUUCUCCUCCUUUCUCUAUGUUUUUUCCUCCUCCUUUCUCUAUUUUGUUUUUUCCUCCUUUCUUUUUCUAUUUUUUUUCCUCCUCCUUUCUCUAUUUGUUUUUUUCCUCCUCCUUUCUCUAUUUGUUUUUUUCCUCCUCCUUUCUCUAUUUGUUUUUUUCCUCCUCCUUUCUCUAUUUCAUUUAUUAUUUCUGUUAUCUACUUUAUCCAAAAUGUGUUAAUUUAUUCUCAUAUUUGUUUCUUAUUUUCUCUUUUUUUUCUCUUUUUUUCUCUUUUCUCUUUUUUCUCUUUUUUUUCUCUUUUCUCUUUUUUUUCUCUUUUCUCUUUUUUUUCUCUUUUCUCUUUUUUUUUUUCUUUCUCUUUUCUCUUUCUUUUCUUUCUUUUUCUCUUUCUUUUCUCUUCUCUUUUCUUUUCUUUUCUCUUCUCUUUUUUCUCUUUCUUUCUCUUUCUUUUCUUUUUUUCUUUUUUUUUUUUCUUUUUUUUUUCUUUCUUUUUCUUUUCUUUUUUUCCCUCUUUCUCUUUUCCCAUCAACCAAUUCAAAGGCAUGUGGUACUGCUUAAACCACUCUACACCAUUUCUUCCCUGUCUCAGUGUCUGUGCUAAGAGAUUUAUUACUACAGGAACUCCUCUCUAUCUCUCUCUCCUAGAAGAUUGCCAUUCCAGUGGAGUCAUUCAGCCAAGAACUUGA
This is a messenger RNA of Acanthosepion pharaonis, 774 nucleotides long. NCBI's taxonomy places the organism in Eukaryota, Metazoa, Mollusca, Cephalopoda, Sepiida, Sepiidae. The record is from the annotation of a GenBank genome assembly.